AGCAGCCCUCCCGCCUCUUCCCUCAGUGCGCGCUCGGGCCCACAGCAGCGACCGCGCCGCGGCCAUGAGUGAGGCAGAAGUGAAUCCCAAAGCUUACCCGCUGGCUGAUGCACAGCUCACCAAAACACUGCUGGAUCUUGUGCAGCAAUCCUGCAACUAUAAGCAGCUACGCAAGGGAGCCAAUGAAGCCACCAAAACACUGAACAGAGGGAUAGCAGAGUUCAUUGUGAUGGCAGCAGAUGCAGAGCCCUUGGAGAUCAUCCUGCACCUCCCUCUUCUCUGUGAGGACAAGAACGUACCUUACGUGUUUGUGCGCUCCAAGCAAGCCCUGGGCCGGGCAUGCGGUGUUUCCCGGCCUGUCAUCGCCUGCUCCAUCACCAUCAAGGAGGGAUCACAGCUAAAGCCUCAGAUCCAGUCUGUACAGCAAGCUAUAGAAAGACUUUUGGUCUAAGUGCCCAUGGGUGUGUGUGUGUGUGUGAAAUAGGAAAGUGCAAAUUAGGGGAAAUUAAUGUUUAGCUUCAGUUGAGAUGAUAGUUUUGAUAUCAGUGUUUCAUUUCAAAAUGCCACAUUUUUGUUUAAUAAUGGCUUAAUUCUUAGUGUUUCUGCCUCCUAUUCCCCCACUUUUCUAUUAUUCCACUCCAACAUAUUCAUUCUCAUUGUAUUACUUCUUGAAAAAUGACUGUGCAACUGUGUUUCCUGUUUUAUGUUUAAAAGAAAAAAAAGUUCCCCCUUUGUCUUCCUGUCUGCCUGCUCAGGGUUUUCUUAACCCACCUGUCAGCUUUCUCUGUGCUGCAGCAUUCCUGCUACGUUUCAGCAGGUGUGAGUAACUGAGUUUCUGAACGGUUUAGGCUUUUGAGGAAAAGGUUCCCUGUGUUCAGGCUGCUGGAGUCACUAAGUGAUGGAGCAGCACAGGCAGGUAUAAGGCAGGCAGCAGCCAUCAUGUAGCAGCAGAUGGAGCCAAAAUCAGCGCACACAGCACAGCCGUUCUUGAAACAAGACAAGAGACUUCUGUAAGAGAUGCACGGGGAGCAGAAAUUUUAUGGCAGUACAUAAGGGGAACUCUCUUAACUUGAUUAUUUUUAAAUACUGACUUUUUAAGAAAAAAUAAAAACGCUGCAAAGCCAAAUAGAAUUGUCAUUCCCUUGGUGAAGUAUUUGCAACUAACUGGAGUGUUUCUGCUUGUAAAGCUAAACUGCUCACAGGUUGCCUAAAGGGUAUUGCAGUGCAGUAAUUUGUACUCCUUCAGUUUUCUUUGCAUGGACUGUUACCACAGAGGUUGGGCUUCCUAGGAAGUACAAAAGAGAUGGCAGAGAGCAGCCUGUUGUAGCUGAUGACUACCAUACUCUGGCUGUUAAUAUAAAAAGUGCCAUGCUUUUUAGCUGCUGUGCUCUAGUCACCUGACUGAAGAUGAACCUUUUUAAGUCAUGGCCAAGGAAACAGAGUACAAGUCAUUUUUCAGAUAAAUUAAUAUGUGUCUCAAGAAAAGAAUGCUGUUAUCAUCUCAUGUCCUGGAAAAGCAGCAUGGAGCACCAACAGCAGUCUGGAUUAGUGGUGGUUUUAUGGACCUAGUUUUAGUUAAAUGCAUAUUGUAUAAAAAAAUCCACUUCUGCUCUGAUCAGAAAAGUUUAAA
Messenger RNA from Pseudopodoces humilis (Tibetan ground-tit), 1630 nucleotides. It is a transcript of the gene SNU13, whose product is annotated as small nuclear ribonucleoprotein 13. Gene Ontology annotation, biological process: ribosome biogenesis. Gene Ontology annotation, molecular function: RNA binding. The record is from RefSeq and is a predicted model, not a curated record. NCBI's taxonomy places the organism in Eukaryota, Metazoa, Chordata, Aves, Passeriformes, Paridae. Gene Ontology annotation, cellular component: ribonucleoprotein complex; nucleolus.